Nymphaea colorata (pocket water lily) is the source of this 2062-nucleotide messenger RNA. RefSeq names its product U-box domain-containing protein 39-like. The coding region runs from base 263 to 1846 and encodes 527 amino acids. The transcript has a single exon. Gene Ontology annotation, biological process: protein ubiquitination. NCBI's taxonomy places the organism in Eukaryota, Viridiplantae, Streptophyta, Magnoliopsida, Nymphaeales, Nymphaeaceae. Gene Ontology annotation, molecular function: ubiquitin-protein transferase activity; protein binding. The record is from RefSeq and is a predicted model, not a curated record. Gene Ontology annotation, cellular component: nucleus; cytoplasm.
UAGGGGGGGUCGCAUAUAAUAAUCUAAUGCAUUACUACCUGUGGUUCUAAAAAAUAACUAAGCAAGUUAAACUUUCGUAAACGCUUCGAGCCGAGCCGAAUAGCUAGACCGACUGCGAGGAAGAAAGGUCAACGUUUGACGGGUUCACGACCGUGCGUUGGAAGGAGUAUGGUCCCUCCACUCGUUGUCCGACGACCAGAGCAGAGCAGAGAGCGAUAAAAAACCUCCAUCUCUCCCUCCCCCGCCCUGCGACCUAGGCACGAUGAGCUCAGACGCCCAUCACCACCAGUCGGCAUCGUCGCCGGCACCACCAGACGACGUCUUGUGGCCGCCGGAGUUCCUCUGCCCCAUAUCCGCCCGACCCAUGUCCGACCCCGUCAUCGUCCCCUCGGGCCAAACCUACGAGCGGAAUUGCGUCUCCGCCUGGCUCGAGUCCGGCCAGACACACUGCUACAUCAACGGCGAGUCCCUCCUGGGUGACGGCCACUCGGCCUCCCUCAUCUCCAACCGCUCCCUCCACUCCGCUAUCCGACGGUUCUGCCAGUCCUACGACCUCCCCCUCCCUUCCCCGCCGUCGAUCGAGGAAGCCCGCCUCUGCGUCGCCAACCUCCUCCGCCCCACCGCCCAGCCUGAUCCCAACGUCUGGACCUUAGCUCCGGGUUCAUUCAGCCCUCUCGACCCCCGACCUUCUGCUCCCCCACUCGAACCCCGCGUCAUACACUCCGCCACCAACUUGAAACCCGAUCAGGUCUCCGCCUUCUCCUUUCCAGUCUCCCCGAGAAUCCCCUCAGGCUUCCAUUCUGAUUACGCCAACGAUGACCAAGGCGGUGACAUCCCGUCCCGGUUCACGCAGCGACUCCUGAGGCACGACGUGGCAGAGAAGGAGGCGGCGGUUCACGAUCUCCGGCAACUCACCCGAACGGACCUCUCCUGCCGGUCGACGCUCGCAUCGGACAAAGGCCUCCUCAAUGCCCUGUUCGAGCUCUCCACGUCGCGUAGCCUGCAGGCGCAGAGCGACUCCGUCGCCACGAUCGUGAACCUGUCACUGGAGAAGGAGAACAAGGUGCAGCUGGUCCGCGCGGGCGCUCUCCAAUUCCUGCUCGACGUCCUCCGGAACGGGUGCAGUGAGUCGAGGGGCCACGCCGCAGCCGCAAUCUUCAGCCUCGCCGUGGAGGAGGAGAACCGAUCUGUGAUCGCAGCGAUCGGCGGGAUCCCGCUCCUGCUCGAACUCCUCGGCACGGGCGGGGGCCGCGACAUCGCCGCCGCCGCCGAGGACGCGGCUUUGGCCCUCUACUACCUCUCUCUCCACGCGGCAAACAGGAUCAAGAUGAUUCACGCAGGCGCUGUCCCGAUACUGGCGAGACGCGCCAGGAGAACGGCGGGGGUUAUCGGAGGCGGUUCCGCCUCGGCCGACGACGGCGUUGUCCGAGCGCGGUGCUUCAUGAUCCUGUACAACCUCGCGACACUGGAUGAAGGACGGAGGGCACUGCUGGGCUCCGACGUGCUCGACAGCGCGACUGAGGCGAUAGUGGGAGCUAAAGGCGCCGGACCAGUGGUGGAGCAAGCAGUGGCGCUCAUGCUUCUAAUGGUAGGGAAGGGGAAAGCGCGGCUGGUGGACACCGGGCCGGACUGCAGCCUCCUCUAUGAGUUGAGGAGGCUUGCCUCGCAGGGGAGCGGGCGGACCAAGGAGAAGGCAGACGCGCUGCUCCAGGUGCUCAGGGAGGCCCAUGCCGCGGAAUUCGAGGACUACGGUGGUGGUGGCGGGGGACGGGAGGGCACGACACCACCGGUGGCGGGCUCCUCCGGCUGGACCAGCUACCACGAGGCUAAUACGGCUCGCUUUUGACCAAUGUAAGCGGCCCCACCUUAAGCUCUGUCAAUGUGUAAGCAGAGCGUUUACUUGGUGAUUUAUCUCUUCUCUCUCUUACGUUAUUUCCGUGCGUUCCAUUGAAUUGUAUCGAUAAUUCCAUCGCUUACUCUUUGUUUUUCUUCAUGAUGUUCGAUUGAUUGUAAAAAUGAGAUGUUAAGUUGUUGAAAUGGUCUUCUCUCUUCUUCGUGAGUU